Molecule: messenger RNA, 1863 nt
Organism: Fonsecaea nubica
Lineage: Eukaryota; Fungi; Ascomycota; Eurotiomycetes; Chaetothyriales; Herpotrichiellaceae
Exons: 6
Coding region: 1-1863 (620 amino acids)
Biological process (GO): protein lipidation; protein localization to phagophore assembly site; autophagy of mitochondrion
Cellular component (GO): extrinsic component of membrane; phagophore assembly site membrane; cytosol
Molecular function (GO): phosphatidylinositol-3,5-bisphosphate binding; protein binding; phosphatidylinositol-3-phosphate binding
Source: RefSeq, a predicted model, not a curated record
AUGAAUACCCGUCCCGUCAUCGAUGACUCUGCUGGGCCGAUUGCGCUUUCAGCCUCGUUCAACAGCGAUGCGAGCUGUUUCGCCAUUGGCCUCGACUCGGGCUUCUGUGUUUUCAAUUCGGAUCCCUGCGAACUCAAGGCUUCCAGAGAUCUGAAUGCCGGAAUCGGUACAGCUGAAAUGCUGGGGCGAUAUAACUAUCUGGCCUUGGUUGGAGGUGGAAAGAACCCAAGAUGGCCUCAGACCAAAGUUAUGAUAUGGGACGAUGCGAAACAAAAAGUUGCUAUCACGUUGGAGCAAAAGACCGCCGUGCUACGCGUUCGCCUGACCAAGUCGUGGAUCGCCAUCGCCAUCCAGAACAGCAUCAACCUCUACAAGUUCUCCUCGCCUCCUGAAAGAACUGCCAUAUUUGAAACUGCAGACAAUCCGCUGGGUCUAUGCUGUUUGGGCUCCAGGAUUGUUGCUUUCCCGGGCCGGUCGCCAGGAAAAGUACAACUUGUGGAGCUGGGGUCGGGCAAUGUAAGCAUCAUCCCAGCGCACACGUCUGCCUUGCGAGCGAUGGACCUGAGCAGGGAUGGACAACUCUUAGCUACUGCCAGUGAGACGGGCACAUUGAUUCGUGUCUUCUCAACCGCAAAUUGUACCAAGAUAGCAGAACUGCGUCGUGGAGUGGACCCGGCCUAUAUUUUCAGCAUAGCCAUCUCCCCUGACUGCAAUAUGCUCGCCGUGACGUCGGACAAAUCGACCUUACACGUCUUUGAUCUGCCGCCAAAUCCCUCUUCACAGUCGCAACCCACCAGCCCGCUCAGCCCGACCUCUCAACAACGCCGCUCUCAGUCACCACAUAUUCCCGCCUUGCCUGAAGAAGAGCCAGCGACGAACCAGAAAUGGGGGUUCCUUUCGAAGAUUCCCCUGCUCCCCCGCGUUUUCUCAGACAUCUACUCGUUUGCUUCCGCGCAUUUUGAGAUGGGCGAUGAGACUGCCGGCUUUAAUCAGUCGACACUAUCCUACUUGCCCGCGCUGGGGUCCUUGCCAAACCGGCCACAGAAAGGGAUUUUGGGAUGGAUUGAAAAUUCCACGAUCAUCUGCAUUGGCACGGGAAGAGACGCGCGAUGGGAAAGAUUCAGAGUUGGCGAAAGACCCGGGGUCUCGGACGAAGCAAAGACGAUCAAGAACGGCACCGUCAAAUAUCUGGCCUCUGGCGCACAAGUGGCAGUGUCAGACUAUGGAAAUGGACAUCACCAUAGCGCGGACAGAUAUCAGGCGCAACGAGACAGUGAGAACAUUCCACGACGGACAUCAGUCGCACCCUAUCCGCCAAAAUCAAUACGAAAGGACACCUUUCUCGACACUUUUGAACCGGGAAAGGGGAAGAAGAAGACGAAGACCCACGAAAAUCUAUACGUUGAGGAGAACGGCUCAAAGGCAAGGCCUACGAGUUAUUCAUCGGGCAUUAAUGGACGGAACGCCGACUACCAUUUCGACUUGAUUUUGAUUUCCACGCCGCCAGCAGAGAAAAGGAAAAAGGUGGACCGAGAGCGACUGCUCACGGAAAGUGAGAUAAAAGUGGAGAGUACACAGAUACAUGCAAAUCAAAGCAUCUUCAACUCCAAAAGUCCCAAGGCUCCAGCGGUGGAGGUACAGGUAACGGUGGAUAUUGCCAAUGCUGAGACUGAUAAAACUGCUGCGCUGGGUGCAAAGGCAGAAGGUGAAAAUGCGGCGGUGCUGGCCAUUGCCAGAAUCCAGUCCCAGGAGCAGGAUCCAACAGACUCGAAGGUUGCUGAAAUGUCUCCAGGGCGGAGUCAAGGCUCAGAACAGGCGCCGGAUCAAGACCAGAAUUUGCGUCACGACCAAUACCGUGACUAG